AAUAAAUCCCGCCCCCAUGAGAAUGCAUUAUCCAGAACGAAGCAUGAAACAGUGGCCGGCGUGGCAGAUAGCUAUUGGCAGCUUGACAGAAAGGUGGAUUGCAGAGAAUUUGUUUUAAAGCUCAUUGAGACUCGUUAUGGACCCCUGGAGUUGGUGCCAAGACGUGUUACGAUGUCAUCUCUGUGAGACCCCGGGGACCCCUAUGUACUGUGACAUUUGUCACAUACAUCUGUGUAAAGCCUGUGUGGGGGAACAUCUUUCUGAUCAAUCCACAGAACACAAAGUGGUGCCAUUUGAAAAUAGGGGAUCUUUUCCUAUAUGCCGAGAACAUUCCAAUAAACAAUCUGAACUUCACUGUGAACAAUGUGACGUUCCUAUUUGUGUACAGUGUGUUUCCUCUGAAAAGCAUCAAGGUCAUAAAUUUGUCGACAUAAAGGAAAAUCUUGAAAGCAAAAAAAAAGUCCUCGAGAGAGAUCUACAAGAAUUAGAGAAAUCCAUUUAUCCUAAGUACCAAGAGAUUGUAUCUAACAUCCCAAUUCAAAGAGCCGAUUUCGAGAAAAACUCCCAAAAAUUGACAACAGCUUUUAACAAACAUAGAGAAGACAUGCAUAAAGAAAUAGACGCUUUUAUCGAGAAACUGGAAUCAGAUCUCAGUGCAAUGAACUCCGAAUACCUGGAUGUACUAAAUAAUCAAGAAGAUGAAAUCAAGCGUAACAUUUCUAAAAUAGCACAGAUCAUUGCUGAUAUAAAGAAAUCACUAAAUUCCAAUAAUGCUAGCCUUGUCUUCCCUUACAAAUCCAGGAAUGCUGAAUUCAGAAGAUUGCCCCCUAAACUAUUAGUUUCUUUACCAAGCUUUAACCCUCAGAAAAUCAACAGUGAAAAGAUUUCUCAGCUGUUUGGUUCUUUGUCGGCGUUAUCUAUUGACACAGAACAGUAUUCCACAUUGGAUUCUCCUGGUGCAGCGUUCUCGGCGUUAUCUAUCGACACAGAACAUUAUAUCACAUUGGAUUUUCCUGGUGCAGAGUUCUCGGCGUUAUCUAUCGACACAGAACAGUAUUCCACAUUGGAUCCUCCUACUGCAGAGUUCUCCCCUCCGGACAACCUGCUCAUUGAUGAACCACGGGUUAUCACUAAAAUAAAGACAAAGCAUGGAUUUUUUAAUGAAUUACACGGUAUAUCCUGUCUGAACGAUGAAAAAAUAUGGGUAUGUGGUGGUUGCAAAAAAAUGAGACUCUACAAUCUCCGGGGACAACAAUUGAAGACAAUCGAAACCAAGUCAGGAAAAAAACCAAAAGACAUAGCAGUGACAAGGAGUGGGGAUCUGAUUUAUACUGAUGAAAAAGAGAGAACCGUGAAUAUAGUGAAAAAUACACAUAUAGAAUCAGUGGUCAGACUACAUGGCUGGAGACCUUGCUAUGUCUGUAUUACCCUCUCUGGUGAACUCCUGCUAGUCAUGAACAGUGAUGAUAAUAAAGAAACAAAAGUUGUGUGUUACUCUGGCUCCACAGAGAAACAAAGUAUUCAGUUUAAUGACAAAGGACAACCUCUCUAUUCAUCUGGUGGAUAUAGCAAUAGUAAAUACAUCUGUGAGAACAGGAACCAAGAUAUCUGUGUGUCAGACAAUGGAGCCGGUGCAGUAGUGGUGGUCAAUCAGGCCGGGAAACUCCGGUUUAUCUACACUGGUCCUCCUUCUACCAAGGGAUCAUUUAGUCCAUAUGGCAUCGCAACAGACAGCCAGGGUCGGAUCUUGACGUCAGACUGGUACAAAAAACGUAUCCACAUCCUUGACCAGGACGGACAGUUCCUCAGCUACAUUGACAACUGUCAUUUAUGCGCUCCAUGGGGUUUAUGUGUGGACUCCAGAGACAACCUCUUUGUAGGCGAACUGGUUACAAGUGAAGUAAUACAAAUCCAAUAUAACACGUAAAAACAUGUUGAAUUUAUACAACUACAUGUACACUGUCAACAGUUUAAAGGUUUUAAUUAGAGACAAUGUGUACAUAGUAAUUGAGAAUUAACCAAUUACGUUAGGGGGUCAAUAUGAAUCAUAAAUUUUAUCAAACUGAUUUUGUUUAUGUAUAUAUUUUAUGCCGCCAAAAUAUGAAGGCAAACUGACUCUUUUAUUUUAAUGAAUUUAAAUCAGUUCUUGAAUUAUGUGGGAGUAAGUCAUGUGAUCAGGUCUAAUAUAGUCCAAAGGGCUUCAUGGAACAUUUGAUCAGAUGCAUAUGUAAAUAUAUAGAAUAAGAUGUGUAUAUUUACAAAAUAUAUCUGAUUGUUGUGUAACUAUUUUCUUACGGUUUUACUAAAGGUAACUCCGUACCUAUAAAAUUAUGGGUUCAAAGUUAAAAAACUUAACUUUUUUUAACUUAUUGGACUUGAAUUUCAUCAAAAAAUAAAUGAAAUAUAUAUGUAUCCAUACUAUUUAAGAUGUAAGGUAAUAAAAACCAAAGGCUAAAAUUAUCAUCUGA
This is a messenger RNA of Magallana angulata, 2468 nucleotides long. RefSeq names its product E3 ubiquitin-protein ligase TRIM71-like. Gene Ontology annotation, molecular function: zinc ion binding; ubiquitin protein ligase activity; translation repressor activity. The transcript is spliced from 2 exons. Gene Ontology annotation, biological process: protein polyubiquitination; proteasome-mediated ubiquitin-dependent protein catabolic process; negative regulation of translation. The record is from RefSeq and is a predicted model, not a curated record. NCBI's taxonomy places the organism in Eukaryota, Metazoa, Mollusca, Bivalvia, Ostreida, Ostreidae. The coding region runs from base 137 to 1927 and encodes 596 amino acids.